This is a messenger RNA of Cryptotermes secundus, 1309 nucleotides long. It is a transcript of the gene Nse4, whose product is annotated as non-structural maintenance of chromosomes element 4 homolog A. The transcript has 7 exons. The record is from RefSeq and is a predicted model, not a curated record. Gene Ontology annotation, cellular component: Smc5-Smc6 complex; nucleus. The coding region runs from base 163 to 1095 and encodes 310 amino acids. Lineage: Eukaryota; Metazoa; Arthropoda; Insecta; Blattodea; Kalotermitidae. Gene Ontology annotation, biological process: DNA repair.
GCCUAGAAUCUUAAAUAUCGCAACUUGAAAACCAAUGAAAUUGUAAAUUGAGUACUUCGCGGUAUUUCGUUUGCGCAGUUGGCGUACGUUUUGUGCCGGGAAUAGUUUCGGAUGAUGGUUUUGAUGUUUUGUUAUCAACAGUUCGCAGGUUCGUAGUGACAAAUGGCUGAGAUGGAAAACUAUGGGAACGGUGAGAGCGAGCAAGUUAAAUAUGUAACAGAAGAAUACCGAAAUCUGCUUCACGAAGCAAUGUUACUAAAUGAAGAUGACAAAACAGGAAGAGAGAACAUUCAGCAUAUUUCUUCUCUCAUGUGCAAAGCCGAUCACCUCAUCAAAGAUGUGCAGAAUCUGAAUAAUACAAUAGGUCUACUUGAUGCAAAAGUUAUCAGUAUUGGCUCCAGUGUUUUGAAGCGAACUGCUGAAGCUGUAAAUGCAAAUCUGUUUUCUUUUACUGCAGAAGAAUACAGUGACAAUAUAAUAUCAUACUUAAAGCAAGAGCCCUCUGUAACCAAUAAUAUCAAGUUAAUAUGUCAGAAAUUAGCUCCUAUUGCUGCAAAAUGUUUCUGCCGCACACCAUCUUACAUGUACAUGUUAGGUACUUUCCAAGUUGGUGAAGUAGCAGUCACUCAGAAGAAGGCACGGAAACAGAGGGAGAAGCAGGAAGAAGGAAGUAGAAAGCAGCCAGAAAACGUGGAACGCAUAGAGAAACAAGAAGAUGGAGUUGAAGAAACAGUACAUUAUAUUAUGAAUGUUGUGACUGCAGCAUACAGACAAAACAAGAACAAACCAAUAAGCUAUUUUGAGCUAGUCAUCAAUCCAGACUCUUUUGGAGCUACAGUAGAAAACAUAUUCCAUGUUUCCUUCCUGGUGAAAGAUGGAUAUAUUGAUUUUUCUUGGGAUGAAAACAGAUUUCCAGUCAUUGCACCUGCUCGAAGAGAUGUCAUAGAAAAUCGAAAGAAGUAUGAUCAAACGAGACAACAGAUGGUCCUUGAAAUUGAUAUGAACCAGUGGGAAGAACUGAAGAACACAUUUGCAAUUAGACGUGCAAUGUUAAACCCAAGAAACAUCACUGCUGCUCAAGACUCACAUCAUUGACAUGCACAUAUAAGCCUUAUUUCCUUGCUCCCACUUUCAUUCCUCCCUCCUCUGCCUUUUUUAAAUUGUGAAAUAAGUGUCAAAAGUAAACACAGAAGUGGGCAUCAUUUACACAUAAAAAUAGCCACAAAAUCUGCAAGAAUUUGAUUUGUUAUAAUAUACAAUAAAACUUGGUUAUAGCAACAUCGGUUUCUGUGACACCUUGUCUAUUGCG